AUGGAUUGCAAUGCACAGAAGUUGUGGGAAAAUCAGCGAGAUAAAACAAAACGUCCUUCGUAUGAAGACUUGAUAGUGUUCAUACACGAGCAUUCUCGUACAUUGCAGUCACUCCAGCUCUCCCAAACUGCCAUUUCUUUUGUGGAGAACAAAUCUCCAAGGUCUCUCGCUGUGGCAAAUCAUGCUGCCUCAGAAUCAACACAAAAGUGUGCCGCCUGUAAACAAACACACUACCUAUUCCAGUGUGAAUUUUUUCGAGUUCAAACCCCUCAACAGCGAUUUGAGUUAGUCAAACGAAGUAAUUUGUGCAUAAACUGUUUGAAGUCCACACACCAAUCCAAAAACUGCAACAGUGGCUCUUGCAAGUAUUGUCAAAGAAAGCAUCACACGCUGCUUCACCUUCCCCCGUCGCCGGCAUUGUUCGUAACAGAUGCCCAACAAUACAUGCAACCUGUAAUCCCGAUGCUCCAGAAGCAGUCGCAGUUUGUCAAUAAAAUGUCGCUUGCUCCUACCGUUAUACAGUCAAGUGAUACCGUCGUCACUUCGGUCGGUAAUUCGCGUUCGUUGGCGUCGCCGCCGGUAUUAGCGCCCUUCCAUGCUUCGUCCGGUAACGUCGCACCUUCCUCCACAACGUGUCAAACAGUUAUACCAGUUCCAGUUAACGAUUACACAGUGUUUCUUUUCACCGCUCUUGUGAAAGUUCGAGACAAUCUCGGACAAGAUCAAUUCGCACGUGUGUUAUUAGACAGUGGGUCUCAGUCAAACUUCAUUUCCGAAUCGCUAUGUCAACGCCUUGCGUUACAUCGCAGCAAAGUCAACGUACCAGUAAGCGGUAUUGGCCAAGCCAUCAUGAACGUGCGUUACAAAGUUUCAGUGCAGUUCUCUUCGAGAUUUGAAUCUCAGCAGCAUUGCAUGGAAUGUUUAGUACUACCUAAGCUAACCGUCAGCUUACCAACGAAGUCAGUAAACAUCAGUGCGUGGAAAAUCCCAAAACAUCUUCCUUUAGCAGAUCCUCAAUUCAACGUUAGCCAUGGUAUUGAUCUGAUUGUCGGCGCUGAGCUGUUUUCCAUGAUACUGCAAUCAGAGCAAAUUAAAUUCAAUGAACAUCUUCCAGUUCUACAGAAGACCAGUCUCGGAUAUAUCAUAGCAGGUAAAGUUCCUACUGAAGCAUCUACGCCAGUCACAUGCCUUGUGUCUACUUUUGAUGAUCUUGACGCCAAGGUUAAACGAUUUUGGGAAGUAGAGAACUUUGAUCAUUAUAAAACUUACUCAGCCGAGGAACAACAAUGCGAAACUCAUUUCGCUACCAGGCAUAUUCGCAAUGCUGAAGGAAGGUACAUAGUUCGUCUACCCAUUCGCCAAGAAAUGCUCCCUCACAUCGGCGACACGUGGGCUACGGCAGCUCGAAGGCUUACAGCGGUUGAAAAACGUUUACGAGCGGACGUCGACCUUCGAAAUAGUUACGUGCAGUUCAUGGAAGAGUAUCGACAACUUGGUCAUAUGGAGGAGGUGCAGACUCGCGUCGCGGUGCCCCAGUUUUUCCUACCUCAUCAUGCAAUCUCUCGUCCCGAUUCGUCUACUACAAAAACCAGAAUAGUUUUCGACGGAUCUUGCAAGAGCAACAAUCAUCUUUCGCUGAAUGACGUUCUACUUACCGGACCUACUGUGCAGCCUACUCUGUUGGCUACUGUGCUCAAUUUUCGCAUGCAUCGCUAUGCAAUGACAGCGGACAUAGAAAAGAUGUACCGACAAAUUCUAGUUCAUCCGGAAGAUAGGCCACUGCAACAAAUUCUAUGGCGUCAGAACGAGUCCGAGGCGAUCAAACCAUACUAUCUGAACACGGUUACGUAUGGUACCUCGUGUGCUCCCUUUCUUGCAACAAGAACCCUGAAUCAGCUUGCCGAGGACGAUGGGGACGAUUUUCCGCUAGCAACACCCGUAGUAAAACGAGAUUUUUAUGUAGAUGAUUUACUCACCGGAUCAGACAACUUAGAGACCCUUGUAAAAACAGGACAACAGUUAAUCGAAUUACUGAACAAAGGUGGAUUUUUUCUUCGGAAAUGGAGUGCCAACCAUCCUGCUCUUCUGGAACAUAUUCCGGAAAGGUUUCGUGAGACACUUAGGGCUGUAGAGCUUGAUCAAUCGCCUGCGAUCAAAACUCUCGGACUACUAUGGUUUCCUGAGGAAGAUCUUUUCGGCUUCAAGAUUCCGCAGUUUUCAAGAAUCGAAAAGGUUACGAAACGAAUCGCGCUCUCUGAGAUGUCACAGCUCUUUGAUCCUCUGGGUCUAAUUGGACCAGUUGUAGCCAGUGCUAAGAUGUUUGUCCAACAAUUAUGGCUUGAAAAUCUAAAUUGGGACGAUGAGCUUCCGGAUAAAUUGCAGUCAUGGUGGCUGUCCUUUCGAGCUUCAAUUGACACUAUCGGACAUCUUCGUGUACCCAGAUGGGUUCUUAGUUCAACAGCAGUAAAUUGGGAUCUUCAUUGUUUUACUGAUGCUUCAGAGCGCGGAUAUGGUUGCUGCAUCUAUGCUGUAUCGUCUAACAGUGAAUCUACCACAAGCAAUUUACUUAUCGCCAAAUCGCGAGUAGCUCCAGCAGGUGGCCUUAGUAUUCCCCGUCUUGAACUUUGUGCUGCUGUGCUUGGUAGUCAAGUGGCUGAUAGUGUACUACAAACAAUCGGAUUCAGUGGAUCUAUGACGUAUUGGACCGAUUCAACCAUAGUACUUCACUGGAUCAGGUCACCACCUUCAAAAUGGAAGGUUUUCGUAUCCAAUCGUAUCGCAGAGAUUCAACGGCUGACCAGAGACUAUAAGUGGCGACAUGUUUCUACAACGGACAACCCAGCAGAUCGAAUAUCGCGAGGAGUGGAACCCCAGCAACUACUGCAUGACAGUCUGUGGUGGAAUGGGCCAUCGUUUUUGUUACUGUCCUCGGAAGAUUGGCCAGAAUCAAUUAUCGUUACGUCGCCGUCUCUGACGGAACAACAAAUGCUGGAACGCAAAACUACCGUUGCCCUUCAUUCGCAUGUACCUGACACUUCAAUGAUUCACGCCUAUUCUGAACUUGCCCCUCUUCUCAGAGUCACAGCGUAUUGUCAGCGAUUCAUUGCAAACUGUAGAGCCGCUAAAUCAGAACGCAGUCAAGGGUCGAUUACGGUACACGAGUACGAUAAAGCAUUAAAAACUUUAGUGCGCAUCGCUCAAGUCGCUGAUUUCAAGGCGGAAUUGAAGUAUCUUGAAGGCAGAGGUGGAGGUUCACUUAAAGGAUUUCCAUCAAAAUCAUCGAUCAAAGAUCUCGACUUGAUCAUCGACACUGGUCUACUGCGCGUCCAUGGCCGUAUCUCUAAAUCAGCAGGCACGUACGACAGCCGAUUUCCGAUGGUAUUACCUGCUAAACAUCAUCUCACGAAGUUGAUCGCGAAAUCAGUCCAUCAUCAAACGUUACAUGCAGGACCUACACAACUGCUUGCUACUCUCAAACAGCGUUUUUGGCCUGUUCGUGGCAGAGAUCUCGCUCGAAGGACAGUUCACCGUUGUAUUACGUGUUUCCGCUGUCGUCCAAAGAUAAGUAACCAAUAUAUGGCUCCACUGCCAGCUGCUCGCAUUACUGCCGCGAAGGUCUUCGAGCACACUGGGUUGGACUACUGUGGGCCGUUUCUCGUUCGUCCAUUAGCGGGAAGAGGCGCUUCGGUAAAAGUCUGGGUCGCAGUGUACGUGUGUUUCGUCGUAAAGGCCGUAGUGCUGGACAUCGUCGCCGGGAUGUCUGCUGCAGCGUGCGUCAACUCGCUUAGACGCUUCGUGAGUCGUGUCGGUCGUGUACGUAUAAUACACUGCGAUAACAGCACAUCAUUCGUCGGCGCGUAUCGCGAAAUAAAGGAGAUGCGACAGCAGUUCAUCGAACAGCUGAAGUCCAGCGGGUGGCUCAACGAGUGCCUAGAAAAGGGUAUAGAGUUCCAGUUUAUUCCACCAAGAGCGCCGCAUGUGGGUGGACUCUGGGAGGCUGCGGUGAAAUCAUUUAAACAUCAUCUUGUCCGCAUCAUGGGAUCAUCUCCGUACCAUUUCGAUGAUUUGCGUACAGCUGUUUCACAAGCCGAGGACAUCAUGAACUCUAGGCCUUUAACUCCGCUUUCGACUCAUCCAGAUGACCUCUCUGUGCUGACACCGGCGCACUUUCUUAUCGGAGAACCAACCUUUUGUCUUCCUGAGCCAGAUCAAUCCAACAUUCCUGUUAAUCGACUCUCUCACUUCCAGGCGACUCAGCGAUCCAUGCACGAUUUUUGGAAACGCUGGUCGAAGGAGUACAUCAGCCUUUUGCAUCAACGGCCAGCUAAGUGGCGGAAGAAUCCGACACUUUUUCGCAUUGGGUCAAUGGUCCUCCUUAAGAAAGACAACACUCCACCAAAACAAUGGCCUCUUGGGCGCGUCAUUGCCGUAUUCCCAAACGAGGACAAUAUCGUACGUGUGGUGGAUGUCCGCACACAAGCCGGUAUUCGACGACGUGCUACGACGGAACUUUGCCUGUUACCUAUCGAUGAAGACCAGGAAAUACGUCCAUCUGAACGUGUUGAUUGA
Malaya genurostris is the source of this 4569-nucleotide messenger RNA. RefSeq lists its product as uncharacterized. Lineage: Eukaryota; Metazoa; Arthropoda; Insecta; Diptera; Culicidae. The coding region runs from base 1 to 4569 and encodes 1522 amino acids. Gene Ontology annotation, molecular function: nucleic acid binding. The transcript has a single exon. The record is from RefSeq and is a predicted model, not a curated record. Gene Ontology annotation, biological process: DNA integration.